This is a messenger RNA of Chenopodium quinoa (quinoa), 716 nucleotides long. Its product is annotated as F-box/kelch-repeat protein SKIP25-like. The annotation marks the transcript as partial. The record is from RefSeq and is a predicted model, not a curated record. The transcript has a single exon. Gene Ontology annotation, molecular function: protein binding. Lineage: Eukaryota; Viridiplantae; Streptophyta; Magnoliopsida; Caryophyllales; Amaranthaceae.
CCAAUAACCACCCCUAGCUGUGACAAGUGGGAGAAGGUCAGCUCCCUCCGGGUCGGGCGGUUCUCCCGGGAGACGACUGAUGCCAUUGGCUGGCACGGCCGCCUCUGCAUGGUCAACGUCAAAGGUGACACUGCCAAGCAGGGAGCUAUCUACAGCGCAGAACAAGACUUAUGGGGUGACAUGAAGGAAGGUAUGUUAAGCGGGUGGCGGGGCCCAGCGGCCGCAAUGGACGAAGAAAUGAUCUACUUGGUGGAUGAAUCCAAGGGAGUGGUGAGGAAGUACAACGAGGAGACAGAUGGGUGGGUGGAUGUGGUAGAGAGUGAUAGGCUACGAGGGGCGCAGCAGAUGGCGGCUCGAGGUGGGCGGCUUUGCGUUGUUUGUAAAGAUGGGAGUGAGAUAGUUGUGGUGGAUGUGAUGGCAUCGCCGCCGCAAAUGUGGGUGGUUGAGCCACCACAAGGGUUCAAUGUUGCUGCGGUUCAUGUUUUGCCAAGAAUGAGUAGGACCUAAUCAAGUUUGAACUUUCUUUGACGUCCUACACCAUACAAAAAAUAGUGCUAGUUAUAUAUCAAAAAAAUCUUAAGAUGUCUUCUAUUUAUUUUAUUUUUUGGCUGUAAGAAAAUCUUGGAUUUUUAAUGAAAGUAUGAGAAUGGAAAGAAAUACUGUGUGAAAGAUUUGAUGACAAAGUCAAAUGAAAACUUUUUUAGUUCAUGUAAAAA